CCUUUUCGCUUACAAAGUGGACUUUGGCCCCAAACUUCUCCCCACCGGUACGGUUGCAUUACAAUCAGCGAAGGUGUGUGUGAGCUGAGAGUCUUGCUACAAACGCUACGCAUAAAAGACUCAUCAGUUCGAGCACCGCACGCAACAUAACAUAGGUCGCGAAAGCGAGAUUUACUCGUAGCUUAAGCUUUGCUCCGUGACCGUCCAUACUACUAUUUGGCGACCAGCACACUCAUCUGCCGCUUUCUCAUCGAACACUGCCCCCGAAAGGAGAAAAAAAAUGAUUAAUACUGGAAAGCUAGCUGGACGUACGCUCUUCAUAACUGGAGCUUCUCGGGGCAUCGGAAAAGCGAUCGCACUGAGAGCGGCUCAAGAUGGAGCAAAUGUCGUGGUCGCGGCUAAGACAGCAGAUCCACAUCCGAAGCUUCCCGGCACAAUCUACACAGCAGCAAAGGAGAUCGAAGCUGCUGGUGGCAAGGCCCUUCCUUGCGUAGUGGAUGUGCGUGAUGAAGCAGCCGUUCGGACGGCGGUACAGAAUGCCGUGGCCAAGUUCGGUGGAAUCGAUAUCGUAAUCAAUAAUGCCAGUGCAAUCUCUCUAACGCCCACGGAACAAACCGAUAUGAAGCGAUACGAUCUUAUGCACCAGAUAAACACGCGUGGCACUUUCCUGGUAUCAAAAGAAUGCAUUCCUUACCUUCGCAAGAGCAACCAUGCACAUAUCCUGAACAUUUCACCACCGUUGAAUAUGGCCCCAAUUUGGUUCAGCAAUCAUGUCGCCUACACGAUGGCCAAGUACGGGAUGUCGAUGUGUGUUCUAGGUAUGGCGAAGGAGUUUGAGAGCGCCAACAUUGCCGUCAAUGCUCUCUGGCCACGCACGGCCAUCCACACGGCAGCCAUGGAGAUGUUGACGGGUAAGGAGAGCGAUCAAUUCUCCCGCAAACCAGAAAUCAUGGCCGAUGCGGCGUACGCUAUCCUUUCGAAGGAACCUCGCUUGGUCACGGGCAAAUUCAUGAUCGAUGACGAGGUCCUGAAAGCGGAAGGUAUUACGGACAUGAAACAGUACGCCUGCGUGCCCGAGAACGCCGACAAACUAAUGCCGGACUUUUUCCUCGACGUCGAGCCGGAAAAGCUGGUGGAGUUUGCGGCGGAAGGUAGCCAUGCAGCUUCAUUGAAGAAGCCGGCAGCUGCUGCUAAUGGCAAGAUUGAGGGACUGUUCCAGAAAAUCGAAAGUCUGCUCAGUGAAGAGAUCGUCCGCAAGACGGGAGCAGUGUACGAGUUCAAGGUGAAGGGAGAGGAGGCCGGUACGUGGUUCGCCGAUUUGAAGAAUGGUACCGGCAAGGUGGGUAAGGGUAACCCGCCGGCAACGGCCGAUGCGAUACUGACGAUGGAUUCCAAGCACUUCUUCGACAUGUUCACGGGCAAACUGAAGCCGGCAAAUGCAUUUAUGACGGGCAAGCUGAAGAUUUCCGGCGAUCUGCAGAAAGCGAUGAAGUUGGAAAAAUUGAUGGGUGGACUGAAGUCUAAGCUUUAAGCAAAAAGUGAGAAUAUGAGUGGGAAGGGGUGCAUCCGUUUGAUCACAUUAUUAUUUUCUUGAUUGGCAUGUAAGGGAAAAGUUUAAUAAAUAUUUUAAAUUUUCAUAACAUCA
This is a messenger RNA of Anopheles funestus (African malaria mosquito), 1645 nucleotides long. Its product is annotated as hydroxysteroid dehydrogenase-like protein 2. The record is from RefSeq and is a predicted model, not a curated record. Bases 281 to 1531 code for a protein of 416 amino acids. NCBI's taxonomy places the organism in Eukaryota, Metazoa, Arthropoda, Insecta, Diptera, Culicidae. The transcript is spliced from 4 exons. Gene Ontology annotation, cellular component: mitochondrion.